Pseudomassariella vexata is the source of this 976-nucleotide messenger RNA. Its product is annotated as diphthine synthase. Lineage: Eukaryota; Fungi; Ascomycota; Sordariomycetes; Amphisphaeriales; Pseudomassariaceae. Bases 64 to 924 code for a protein of 286 amino acids. The record is from RefSeq and is a predicted model, not a curated record. Gene Ontology annotation, molecular function: diphthine synthase activity. Gene Ontology annotation, biological process: protein histidyl modification to diphthamide. The transcript is spliced from 2 exons.
CCAGUCUUCAACCACAGCUGGAAUCGUGCAGUUCGAAAAAUUCCCUUUGAACCCACCGCCAACAUGCUCUACCUCGUGGGGCUAGGUCUCGCAGACGAGACUGACAUCACGGUCAAAGGCCUCGAGGUCGUCAAGAAAGCCUCGCGCGUCUAUCUCGAGGCCUACACGAGCAUCCUCCUCGUCGACCAGGCCGUCCUGGAGAAUUACUACGGCCGCCCCAUCAUCGUCGCCGACCGCGAAAUGGUGGAAUCCAACAGCGACGAGAUCCUGCGCGAAGCAGACAAAGUCGACGUCGCCUUCUGCGUAGUUGGCGAUCCAUUCGGCGCGACGACGCACACCGACCUUGUGCUGCGUGCGCGCGAGCUCGGAAUCGCCGUCAAGACCAUCCCCAACGCGAGCAUCAUGUCGGGCAUUGGCGCGGCGGGCCUGCAACUGUACAAUUUCGGACAGACGGUCAGUAUGGUGUUCUUCACGGACACAUGGCGGCCCUCUUCGUUUUAUGAUCGAAUAAAGGAGAAUCGGGACGUGGGACUCCAUACGUUGGUGUUGCUGGACAUCAAGGUGAAAGAGCAGAGCUUGGAAAAUAUGGCCCGGGGGAGGAGAAUUUACGAGCCGCCGAGGUACAUGACGGUUGGGCAGUGUGCCAGCCAGAUGUUGGAGAUUGAGGAAGAGCGGAAACAGGGGGUAUAUGGACCAGAUAGCUUGGCUAUUGGCGCUGCAAGAGUUGGUGGGAGAGAUGAGAAAUUCGUUGCUGGGACGCUGAAAGAGCUAUGUGAGACGGACGAUGCUCUGGGACCACCCUUGCACAGCAUGGUAUUGUUGGGUCGAAGAGCACACGAGCUCGAGAGGGACUAUGCUAGAGAAUUCUCCGUCAACAAAGAGACCUGGGACAAGUUGUGGACACAGUAUUAUGGCAAACAAUAAGUGGUUGAGCAUAAUGUUAUCGAAUCAAUCACAUUUCACAUUAAAAUAAGAC